GGAGGAAUAUUCUUUCCUUCUAGGGAAUUACACAAGCAAAUAGUUUGAGAGUGUAACGGCCACAUAACUACAAAGACAGCUUCAGAGUAGCUUCAGAAAUAUCAAACCUUCAUUCAGUGAAGAUCAAAUUCAAUCACCAUGGUAGCAUUGACUGUGACAAAAGGAUUGCUCAUGGCUUUUGUGCUGGCAUUCUGUGAAUCGCAGACUAUUACCCAGGGUCCACUUCACACGUACCUGCUAUCACAGUCAAACGUUUCUGGAACUCUGAAUUUAUCUAAAGGCAUUGGCACAGUAAUGGACGAAGUUAACAAGGAGGUGAGCAAUCCGAGUGAAAUUCUUGCAUCAGCUGAACUCUUGGCUUACCAACUGGUGACCACUGCUCCAACACUUGCCAAAUUUGUGGAAGAUACAGAUGGAAUAUUGCCAACACCAACAUCUGCUUUUUAUGGUACCAGGUUGGAUAACACAUGUACUAAUCCACCAGAUGUCUCUAUUUUCGGUGUAAAGGCAUGGAAAUUUGGUUUGAUUUCAGCUGUUAUCCCAAUAUUUUUGGUUGUAGAGGGUCUGGCUCUUGCCAUUUACUGCACCAAGUGCAAAAAGAGACGCAGGAAAGCAAUGCCAGUGAAAAGCUAUGAUGACAGUGAAGCUGCUGAAACAAUUAAUGCUGAAUCCAAUGAGAAUACAGUGACAAUGAACAACACAACACUCGCACAAGCAAAAGGUCCCUUGGAGAUAUCCGAGACUGAAAGCUUUUCGGAAGUGGCAAAGAAAGCAAUUGAUGAGGAUUCCCAAGAUCUAUCUGAUCUGGACACAAACUUUGAAGGCUAAAUUUUCACAUCCUAAAUUUCAGCUUUGUAGAACUUAAUUUUCUGUUCUCAAUUGCAUUAUGCUCUACUACAAACAUGAACUAGUUUUAAACUACAACAAUCUGGUGUUUGUUGCUAAGCACAGGAUUUUACAUUGAUGCAAUAAAAAUUUCCUUUCAGAA
Chiloscyllium plagiosum (whitespotted bambooshark) is the source of this 988-nucleotide messenger RNA. Lineage: Eukaryota; Metazoa; Chordata; Chondrichthyes; Orectolobiformes; Hemiscylliidae. The record is from RefSeq and is a predicted model, not a curated record.